Thamnophis sirtalis is the source of this 1826-nucleotide messenger RNA. NCBI's taxonomy places the organism in Eukaryota, Metazoa, Chordata, Lepidosauria, Squamata, Natricidae. The record is from RefSeq and is a predicted model, not a curated record.
AUGGUCCAAAAGCACACUGAGGGUCUUCAGACCUGGUGUGGCACUAAUCCAGAACUUAUCCCUUUGGAGAGGGUGACCGAUCUCCUCCUCGUGGAAGGGCUGAGCGAUCUCCAGCAGAAGCAACAUGAUUUCAUCCAGAUCGAAACCACCAACGGCUUGAGGAACAUCUCCAAAAAGAUCUCCCUAGAGAAGCUCUUCCUGCCUCUCUCCAAACUCAGCAGGCCUCCACGGGUCUCGAUGACAAUUGGUGUGGCGGGGAUCGGCAAGAGCACCCUGGUCAAAUUAUUUGUCCACGCUUGGGCCAAGAGAGAGAUAAGCAAAAAAUUCACGUUUGUUUUGCCUCUCACCUUUCGGGAACUGAACGCUUACGAAAAGCUCUCGGCCGAGAAGCUGGUCAGGCUGGCAGCCCCCCACUUAAUGGACCUCAGCCUUCUUCCCGUGAGCAGUGCCAGAGUCCUUUUAAUCCUGGAUGGACUAGACGAAUUCAAGACCCUCCUGGAUUUUUCCAAUGCAGCGGUUUGCACGGACCCCCAGAAGGAGAUCCAAGUGGACAACCUACUCACCAACAUCAUCCGAGGCCACCUGUUGCAAAAGAUGUCCAUCUGGAUUACUUCCCGGCCAACGGCAACCAGCCAAAUCCCGGGGGGUCUGGUGGACCGGUUGACUGAGAUGCAAGGUUUCGGAGAGACUGAAAUAAAAAACUAUUUAGGUCACAUGUUUGGUGAAAACCAAAGCUUAGCGGACGGUGUGAUGCAACAUCUCAAAAGCAACAAGUCCUUGUAUGCCCUCUGCACUGUGCCAGCGUUUUGCUGCAUCUGCGGCUCGUCGAUGGGCUAUUUCCUAACAAGUGCUGCUGAUCGGCCUCCAGAAACUUCAGCCAUCCCUAAGACGUUGUCAGAAAUCUAUUCCUAUUACCUUAAAAUAUUGCUGUGCACUGAUUGGCAAGGGAAACAGAAGGAAGUCCUCCGGAUUGAACCAAUGGUGAACAAUGGCAAGAAGAUGAUGAAUGGGCUGGGGCGAUUGGCCUUCUACAGUCUGAUCAAGAGAAAGUACAUGUUUGUUGAGCAGGACAUGAAAGCUUAUGGAGUUGACCUCUCUUCCCUUCACUUCAGCUUAUCCAGUAGGGUCCUGCUUAAGGAAGAGACCCCAUUUUCUAGCAUCUACUAUUUCUCCCACUUAACGUUUCAGGAAUAUCUAGCGGCUACUUAUUAUUAUUCCGUGGCCAAGCGUGCCCUCUUUGACCUCUUUGUUGAAAGUGGCAUGUCUUGGCCCAAGCUGGGCUUUGUCAACCAUGUUAAAAAUGCCAUCCAGAGAUCCUUACAAUCCGAGGAUGGGCACCUGGACAUUUUUAUACGCUUCCUUGUUGGUCUCCUUUCCUCGCCGGUAAACAAAGUCUUGUCCGAUUGGUUCCUGGUGAGGGACGAACACCACAGCUACCAGAGUCAUGUGGUGGGCCUCUUCCAGAAUUUCCUGGCCGUGGACCAAGUUGUCUCCUGCAGGACUGUGAACCUCGUGCGGUGCUUACACGAGCUUCAAUACACAGAGAUAGCUGCCAACAUUGAGGAGGCCAUGAAAACCGAGAACCUAGCUGGAAUGUUGACCCCAAUGAAUUGCUCCGCCUUGGCUUACGUUCUCCAGACAUCAGAGGCGUGUGUGGAAGAAGCCAAUCUCUCCAAUUGUCUCACUUAUCACAUCUUGCAAAGUCUUCUCUCCCAGCUGCUUUACUGUCGCAGUCUCAGGUUGGAUUGCAACCAGUUGAAGGACCGUGACAUGGACCUUCUCAGCAGCAUGCUGAGUGUUAAAGACUGUCAAAUUCAGAGAAUCAG